Lachancea lanzarotensis is the source of this 666-nucleotide messenger RNA. RefSeq names its product LALA0S02e08262g1_1 (gene VTI1). The coding region runs from base 1 to 666 and encodes 221 amino acids. The record is from RefSeq and is a predicted model, not a curated record. The transcript has a single exon. Gene Ontology annotation, molecular function: SNARE binding; SNAP receptor activity. Gene Ontology annotation, cellular component: late endosome membrane; Golgi apparatus; endoplasmic reticulum membrane. Gene Ontology annotation, biological process: intracellular protein transport; intra-Golgi vesicle-mediated transport; Golgi to vacuole transport. NCBI's taxonomy places the organism in Eukaryota, Fungi, Ascomycota, Saccharomycetes, Saccharomycetales, Saccharomycetaceae.
AUGACCAGUUUACUCUCUACUUAUGAGGCGGAGUUCAAGACCACACUGCAGCAAGCGAAAACGCUGCUUUCAGUGGCCCCUUCUCAACCGAUCAGCCAAAGAAAUGGCACUUUGAAAGAAGUGGAACAGCAGCACGACGAAUUGCUCGAUUUGAUCGAUCAAAUCGAGAUAGAAAUCAAUAAUGGAGCAUUAGAUCUACAAGAAAGGAGCUCGUUCAAGGCCAAAGUUCGUGAUUUCAAAAAACAAGUUCAGAAUGAUGUGAAAGUGCAGUUGCAACAACUCCAGGACUCUCGCAAUAGAGAUCUCUUGUUCGACGGUGCAGGGGCUGGAGAUGACGAAGCAAACAAUAGCAGUGGCCAACGCCAGCAGUUAUUAUCAAAUCAUGCUGUACUUUCUCGUACCGGUGACAAACUCCGAGAUGCAACCAGGGUGGCCGUCGACACUGAGGGUGUGGGUUCUCAGAUCAUGAUGGAUCUACGAGCUCAAAGGGAAACUUUAGAAAACGCAAGGCAAACGCUGUUUCAAGCUGACUCUUACGUUGAUAAAAGUAUAAGAACUCUCAAAACUAUGAGCAGACGGCUCGUCGCCAACAAGUUUAUCAGUUACGCAAUUAUCGCAGUUCUGAUAUUGCUGAUUCUUCUGGUAUUAUUCGCCAAGUUCAAGUGA